Cavia porcellus (domestic guinea pig) is the source of this 1355-nucleotide messenger RNA. Its product is annotated as NMDA receptor synaptonuclear signaling and neuronal migration factor-like. Gene Ontology annotation, biological process: positive regulation of neuron migration; regulation of neuronal synaptic plasticity. The transcript is spliced from 4 exons. Gene Ontology annotation, cellular component: nucleus; cytoplasm. NCBI's taxonomy places the organism in Eukaryota, Metazoa, Chordata, Mammalia, Rodentia, Caviidae. The record is from RefSeq and is a predicted model, not a curated record. Bases 16 to 480 code for a protein of 154 amino acids.
GCAUCCAUACUGGGGAUGGGGGUGGGGGUGGAGGUGGGGGACCUGCAGACCUAUUCAUUUUGUGAGGCAGGUGCAGAAUACCUCCCUCUGGCUCCCAAGAGGUCUAACCACAGCCUCUUGCAGGGAGGCCCUGGACACCUCUAUCUGCUCAAGAACAAGGUGGCCACCUUUGCCAAAGUGGAGAAAGAAGAGGACAUGAUUCACUUCUGGAAGCGGUUGAGCCGUCUGAUGAGCAAGGUGAACCCAGAGCCGAAUGUCGUCCAUAUCAUGGGCUGCUACAUCCUGGGGAACCCCAAUGGGGAGAAGCUGUUCCAGAAUCUCAGGAACCUCAUGACUCCCUACAGGGUCGCCUUUGAAUCACCCCUGGAGCUGUCUGCCCAAGGGAAGCAGAUGAUUGAGACCUACUUUGACUUCCGGUUGUACCGCCUGUGGAAGAGCCGCCAGCACUCAAAGCUGCUGGACCUCGAUGAGGUCCUGUGAGGGUCCGGCCAUGGGCACUGCAUCCAGGACACAUGGCCCUGGUCUUGCCCAGAGCUCUUCAGGGGCCCCAGGAGGUCACUCAGGUUCUCAUGGGAUUCAGUCCUUACUGCACCCAUGGCCCCAAGGCUGCAGUCCCGGGCCAGCAGACACCCAGUGUUUGGGGCAUCGACCUGCCGGCCUCGCCUGGAGGCUGCAGUGUUGAAAUCUCCUCCGCGGGUUCAUAGAAAUAAGUGCAAUUUCUUAUGCUCCUGAAACAAUCUGAAGGGAAGCAGCAUUACUAGUUAACUAGUCCAGCGCUAGGCUACUAGUUACGGCGUAGACUACCCGGCCUAGUGUAUGUCCAGGUCCUCCUCUCCCCACCCCUUAGCCCUGCCGUAUUUGAUCACCAGCACCAGGGUGGCCCCUCUGUCAGCUUUCCCUUCCCCACACCCCUGCUCACUCUGACCUCAGCCGGCGUCAGACCUGGCAAGGGGCAGCCGGGCGGAGGGCAGUGGUAGGAGGGUGGUAGGGGCUGCUCCCAUUGCCCUGGGCCCAGCAGCUCUCACUUUUGUUGGCCUUGGUUGGAGGCCUCCUCCCCACACAGAGGCCUGGGCUGGGCUGGGCCCUGCAGUGAGAACCACACUGAUGCUGCCAGCCCCACACCCCAAGCCUGAGCCCAAGGAGCUAGUGGGUGGCAAGAGCCCCAGCUCCCCUCCCCAUCUUGCCCAGGGCCCACAGGUGGGCUCUCUUGUACAUAGUUAGGGCUUGGGGGCAGGCCCCCCUCUCGCAGGCCCAGGGCCGAGGGCACCUGGCUGUGUCCCUGGCUGGGGAUGGGGCUGGGCUCUACACAAUGUACGAUACCCUCGAGUGACCAUUAAACCUGAUCCUCUGCUGUG